Molecule: messenger RNA, 1952 nt
Organism: Papilio machaon (common yellow swallowtail)
Lineage: Eukaryota; Metazoa; Arthropoda; Insecta; Lepidoptera; Papilionidae
Gene: Orc2
Product: origin recognition complex subunit 2
Exons: 8
Coding region: 114-1784 (556 amino acids)
Biological process (GO): DNA replication
Cellular component (GO): nuclear origin of replication recognition complex; nucleus
Molecular function (GO): DNA replication origin binding
Source: RefSeq, a predicted model, not a curated record
UAAUUUGGCGGCUAUUAGAUUAGUUCAAAUCAAAAAGGUAUAGUCAAGUAAGGAUUAGUUGAAUAAGUAAAGAUAAUCCAAGUAGAAAAAUAUAUUUAAAACAUUAUACAGAAAUGCAUAGCAGAAAUCGAAUUCGGUUGUCAUCAGGAACUGAAGAUAAUUUAGUAGAGGAUAAAAUGCGACAAAAUUCUUCAGUUACACCAAAACGUAGUACAAGAAUACGUAGUAAACCAAAAAAGUAUGGCGAUAUGGAGUUAACACCGAGCAAAAGAAGAAGUCUGAUAGAAUAUGAAAGUUCCGAAGAGGAUGAUGUUAAAAGAUCAUGUACGGAAAAACCUACAGCUUUGUUCUGCAGUGAUGAUGUUGAGGGGCAAGAUAUAUUUAAGUUUAAAUCUCGGCACACUAAGAAUGACCUACAGAACAUAGUCAAGGCAGCCGUAAGCAAUUCUCCAUUGAUGACACCUAGCAAGUCUAGAGCAAGCCAUCUACUAAGUACUAGUGAAGCUACACCCAGACACGUCACAGAUAUCAUGAAAAAGAGAAUAAAGAGGGAAGUGGAAAGUGAGAGUUCAGAGAGUGACUUCUCUGAUGGAAGCAGCAGUGACUUUGUUCCCGAUAAGAGUUAUGAUGAGACCGAUUCUUCUGCACCGGAGACUGCUGAAGAGGAAGAAGAAAGUGAUGAAGAAAAUGAGACGAGUAAUUUACGUUGCACUGCACAAAAACUGCAAAUCGUAAAGAAAAAGGACAAUAGGACAAGGCCAAAAGACUCUGAAUAUGUUAUUACUCCUGAUAAUUACUUCUUGAUGCAUUCAAGUAAAAAGAUAACAACAUCAGAUCAUACUCUCGCUAGACUUAAGAAUAUGAACUUGAAUGAUGAAAAUGAAACUAUUUAUAUAUCAAAAGAGCAUGAGCACAGAAUAACUGAUUUAGUACAAUCUUAUGAGAAUCUAUUUAAUAGAUGGUUGUAUGUUUUGAGUGAGAAUUUCAAUGUCAUUUUGUAUGGAGUGGGUUCCAAGCGUGGAGUCUUACAACAGUUCCAAGCUCAGAAUCUCAACGAUCAACCUUGUAUCGUUAUUAACGGUUUCUUCCCCAGUUUAACAAUCAGAAGUAUUCUAGAAACAAUCGUUAUAGAUUUGCUAGAAAAUUCUCGAGUACCUUCCAAUGUUGGUGAUACGAUUGAUUUAAUUGGCUCUCAGUUAUCAGAAAACAAUGUGGAUUUGUUCUUGAUCGUACAUAAUAUAGACGGAGACAUGUUACGUAACUCGAAAUCCCAGGCAGUGUUGGCGAGCCUCACACAACUCAAGAAUGUUCAUAUGAUUGCAACUAUUGAUCAUAUUAAUGCACCACUCUUAUGGGAUUGUGGAAAGCUGAGCAAGCUGCGGUGGACGUGGUGGGAUGUGACAACGUUCGUGCCGUAUGCGCAGGAGACGGCGCAGGCGGCGGGAGUCGCGGCGCGUGCUGGAGGAGCUCUGCAGCUGGCCUCGCUGGCAGCUGUGCACCGCUCCCUUACUGCCAACGCACGAGGCAUCUACAACCUCAUUGUGCGCCACCAGCUCCAACACCACAAGCAACACAACUACCAAGGUUUACCUUUCAAGGAUAUGUACUCGAAGUGUCGAGAGCAGUUCCUGGUGAGUUCCGACCUGGCGCUGAGAGCUCAACUCACAGAGUUCCUCGACCACAAACUGGUCAAAAUCAAAAGAACAUACGAUGGCGGAGAAAACUACAUCAUACCCAUUGACAGUUCAUUAUUACAGCAGUUUUUAGAAGAGCAAGAUAAUUAAAUUAUUCAAACUUUCGUGAGACAUUAUCUUUAACUAGUAUAGAAAACGGUUCAAACACGCACAUUUGUCCGGUGUCGGCCCCGACUAGUUCGAGCCCAUCAGGGGCCCUUCAUCAGGUUGUGUGGGACUGGUAUUAUUUCGUGGACGACCCCGCGCCCCCUCGAGAAG